Entamoeba invadens IP1 is the source of this 1020-nucleotide messenger RNA. RefSeq lists its product as hypothetical. Gene Ontology annotation, molecular function: hexosyltransferase activity. Gene Ontology annotation, cellular component: membrane. The record is from RefSeq and is a predicted model, not a curated record. The transcript has a single exon. Lineage: Eukaryota; Evosea; Mastigamoebida; Endamoebidae. The coding region runs from base 1 to 1020 and encodes 339 amino acids.
AUGCCAAUAGUUGAUAGUGAUGUACACGUUAAACAUUACGAUUUUGUAUUUCCUGUUGUGCGACAAAACAAUUCAACGGAGCCAUCAGCAACUCUUUAUUACAAAAAGAUAGAAAAGUAUAUUACCAAAAAAUUUGGUCCUUUUUUUACGUUGGACGAAAGUUAUCCCCUUAAAGUGAAUGUGAGUACAUAUGCUACAUUGAAGUUGAAAUAUGAGCAACCAAUACACAAAAACAAGACUCAUUACCCACAAAAGUUAUUUCUAGCUAUGAUCCAUACAAUGCCAAAUAAAAUUCAAAACAUUAUCAACAUAAGAAACACAUGGUGUCAAGAGAAACAUGAACUUGAAUUUGGAUUUAAAUGUAUUUUUAUAUUAGUUAAAGGUAGUGUUGAAAAAUCAAAUAAAACAACAACAUUUAAAGAAAUGAAUUCAACAAAACAAGACAUUUACUUUGUUGAAAUGCCGUUUUUAAACGAAGAGUGGAACACUUUGUAUCAUAAAGAUAUUGCUUCUUAUAUUCAGUUGUAUCCUAUAUUCAAAGAUUACAAGUUUUAUGGACGUUUUGACAAUCAUGUCAUUGUUAACGUCGACAUGUUGAGUGACAUAUUGAUUGAGCUUCCGACAAAUGGAACUGUUUUUGGAGGAUUUAACUUUCAUGGACCCUUUAGAAACAAAAAGCAUAAAUACUAUGAUAUGUUUGCUCAACCAUUCAAAAAAUAUUAUCCAUUUGUUGCAGGUUACAUUGCUUUAUAUUCAAAUGAUAUGGCGGAAUUCUUUUCAACUUGGGAUAAGUACUUCCAAAUACCACCAAGUUCACUUGAAGACACUCCUUUUGGAUUUUUGAGCUAUAAAUACGCAAUGGAAAAACAUAUUAAAUUGACAUUUGUGCGACCAAAACAAAUUGGAACGGGGCAUUCAGGACAAUAUGAUAAAAAUUAUAUAAUUUUUCAUAGAGCCCGCGAAAAUGAUCUAGUUCAGUUUUAUAACAGGUCUGUAAAGGACGGGCAUUUUGUCAAUUAA